This is a messenger RNA of Rodentolepis nana, 729 nucleotides long. Lineage: Eukaryota; Metazoa; Platyhelminthes; Cestoda; Cyclophyllidea; Hymenolepididae. The record is from the annotation of a GenBank genome assembly.
AUGCAUAAAUGUGGCUUUAUUGCAACCCCUAACAAAAAAGAAAUUGCUAAAUUACACCCAGACGGUGCUCGAAAGUGUAUAUACGCAGUUAAUGGUGACAGUUAUGCUGGCGAAUGGAAGGAUGAUAAAAAACACGGCCGUGGUGUUCAAGCGUGGAAAAAAUCUGGUUUAUUUUAUGAGGGUUAUUGGGAAGACGGGAAGCGUUGUGGAACUGGGAUUCUUUACGCAAUCGACAAAAACUGUCAACACAAGAAGAUUUACUCAGGAUCGUGGAAGGAUAAUAAGCGACACGGCUAUGGUGAAAACUGGUACAGCUGUGAUGAGUUUUAUGAGGGAGAGUGGUUAAAAGAUAAGAGGAGUGGAUGGGGUCGUCAAUAUUAUAAAGACGGUUCCAUGUAUGAAGGUGAAUGGCUUCAUGAUAAGCGAUGGGGGAAAGGCAUGUUGAGACUUCCUAACGAAAACAGAUAUGAGGGAGAAUGGGUAAACGACAUGAAAAAUGGCAAUGGGAGAUUUAUUUUUCAUUCUUCUAAUCAAGUAAUGGAAGGAAUAUGGGUUGAUGGCAUUCCCAAACAAGCCAUGAUUUCAGAUCUCGAACCGAGACAAAUAAGAACGGAGUCUACCAUCCCCAUCCCCGUGCUGGAACUAAAAUCGCCAGACUAUGUUUGGCAAGAAGCAGCUGAGGCGAACUUCCAAAUUCUUCGCGAAAAGUACCCCGAUUUCUUUAUUUGA